UCUUGUUACCCUUCACAUCCCUCACUAGCUGCAACUCCAGUUGCACUUUGGCCUUCCUUACUUUGCUGCAGCUUCAAGCCAUUGGUCCAUGUUCUGCUCUUUGCAAGAUGAGAAAAGGUAUUUCCCUAUGUCUUAUGGGAGGUCUUCAGAUAUUUUAAGAUGGUUAUCAUGUUCCCUCUUAAUCGCCAGCAACUUUCCUCAGAGCCUUAGUUCCCACAACCAGCCCACUGGACUCAAUCUCAUCAAGCCCUAUCUGCCCAGUGCAAUCUUCUGAAUUCAGUCCACCGAUUCCCAAUCUGCUAACUGGACCAGGUAGUGUCCCUGAGCCUCUGGUGUUCUAAUUUUCCACCAUUAUUCAUUUACCCAUCUCUGCUGCUGCUGUUGCCUCUGCUAAUGCAUUGAAAGCUAUGGAGCACAAAGUGCACAGAGCUGCUUUUAGAAGAGAUCUUGGUUCAAGUUUGUUAAUCAGUCAGCAUGGUGCCUAAGAUCUGUACAGCUUCUGUUUUUCCACCACCGUGACCUGAAUACACUUAACCUUCAUGAUAUGACUGAAAUUGCUCCCAAUCCUAGGUUUUUUUUCAUUCCCUGUGCUUCAGGCAUUCUCUUCUUUUCUACCCCCUCCAUAAAAUUGCUGGAUCUCUGACCAGGUGCACUGGAAGGAUUUUACAGUUUCCACUGAAGUGUCCAGCAUCCAGAUGUACCAACUAGUGAUCUGGUGCAGUGUGGGGAUACCAGACUGCAUGUGUUCUUAUACCACUGGGGUGAAUUAAUGGUAGAGACCCUGGGCUAGCAAACAGGAGCUGGGAUACUCUGCUGUGCCAGGUGGUGGGAUGCCCUUGGCUGCAGGGUAUGUGUAGGCUAUCAAAAUAUGUGGACAUUUAGGCUGAUCUGGGAUGAUGAUACCUGCACAUUUUUCAGGGUUUUGCUGGCCCAUGCUUAAUGCUCCAGACCCAUCCAGACCCUUUCCUGUAUCCUCUAGGACUCUGUAGGGUUGGUGCUGUGGCAGGAGCAGGGAUGGGUUUUCUCUGGCGGGGAUAUUCAUUCUCCAGCCCAGUGGGGUUCCAUACAGAUCCUCAUAUUUUGCUUUGGGUUGUGCAGGUUCAAACACAUGCAGAUUCGUGUCAAUGCAGAGCCAGCAGCUUUCUACAGUUUUCUGUAGACAAAGAAACAAGUGAAAACAAAGAGCUGGCAUUUUACAACAGGUGCCUUUGAUCUGAAGAUGGGUGCCUUGAGCUCCAAAUGUUGAGAACCACUGAGUUUGGAUGUUCUGGAUAUAUACAGCCUGUGUUCAAAAAAGCUGGGCGGGUGGAGCACAUGCGCACAGACCGCAGGCUACAGAGCCUCCUGCAGACACAGAGGGAGCUGAUGGGCAAGGAGCUGUGGUUGUACAUUGGGAUCAACACCUUUGACUAUCUGGGGAGCAUCCUGAGCUACGUGGUGAUUGCCAUUCCUAUCUUCAGUGGUGUCUAUGGAGACCUGACUCCAACAGAACUGAGCAGCCUGGUCAGCAAGAACGCCUUUGUCUCCAUCUACCUCAUCAGCUGCUUCAGCCAGCUCAUUGACCUCUCCACCACUGUGUCUGAUGUGGCUGGCUACACGCACAGGAUUGGGGAGCUGCAGGAGACCCUGCUAAAUCUCUCUAGGCAAUGGAAGGAUCACUAUUUGGAAGCCAAAACCAGCUGGGACUUGGACAAGUGGGGCUUGGACAGCAGCAGAUCUGAAGAGGAGAUGGUGCCAGAGGAUACAGCUUUCCUCCUGGAGAGGGUUACGCUUGCAGUCCCAUCCUCAGGCAAGCUGCUCAUCAAAGACCUCAACUUAAAGAUCUCGCAAGGGAACAACCUGCUGAUCGUGGGGAACACUGGCACAGGGAAGACGUCUUUCCUCAGGGUCCUUAGUGGCCUUUGGGAAAGCACUCAGGGGAGUGUCUCCAUGUUGACAUGCUUUGGCCCCCAUGGGGUGGUGUUCCUGCCGCAGAGGCCUUUCUUCACUGAUGGAACCCUGAGGGAGCAGGUGAUUUAUCCUUUGAAGGAGAUUUAUCCGCUUUCGGGGUCUGCAGAUGAUGAGAGAAUCCUGAGGUUCCUGGAGCUGGCUGGGCUGUCUGACUUGCUGGCAAGGACAGGAGGUCUGGACCAGCAGGUGGAUUGGAACUGGUAUGAUAUCCUGUCCCCAGGGGAGAUGCAGAGACUCUCAUUCACCCGACUCUUCUAUCUCCAGCCCAGAUAUGCAGUGUUGGAUGAAGCCACCAGUGCCCUAACAGAAGAGGUGGAGCAUGAGCUAUACCAUACAUGCAUUCAUUUGGGCAUGACCCUGAUCAGCGUGGGACAUCGAACCAGCCUGGAAAGGUUUCACAGCUGGAUCUUGAGACUCUGUGGAGGAGGAAGGUGGGAGCUAACAAAAAAUGAGAGCACAAAGUGUCUCUUAGCCAACAAGGGAUGCUGACAAAAUGCCAAAGCUUCCAGUGGCUCCCUUCCUGAGGAGAAGCAGAAACAACUUGCCUUUCAGCAGAUAACCUGCUUGGUAGGUGUGGAAAUGCUGAGCUAGUGAGUCCUCGCUAGGGAGGAUGAAGGCUUCUAGAAAUUUCCUGAAGGAGCCAGGGCUGAGUUUUCUGCUUUGUCCAAACUGCUUCUGGUGUGGAGCUCACAGGAGAGGAGACUACUGCCUCAAGUCUUCUCCUGCAAUUGGAUUCCCAUAUCUUGCCUGCCAGUGUGGGUAGGGAAGGAACCCAGUUUGUUUCCUUUGAGAGGAACAACUCAGGACCCUCACCCACUAGGUCCAUGGUGACAAAGCAGAUGGCAGUCUCUGGUGCUGCAUGGAGGCAGUUCACAGUACUUUCUGCUCUGGGCUGGCCCAAAGGGAUCACAACCUUUGCUGAACCUCUUUAUCUGGACCUGAGGAAUGAGCUCUGUGCCAGAUGUGGUUCCAGCCUCCCUUCCUGGAUAGGCAGCUCUGUAGGGCAGGGCUCAUUGUCACUGCUAAACCAGCAGUUGGUUAUCCCAGUGGAAGCGUAAAGAAAACAACUGUGCAUUUUUCUUCAGUACUGAAGCCAUGUCACAAGUCAAUUGAAAUACUUUGUAUUAAAAUCUUAGUAGCCCAA
Messenger RNA from Alligator sinensis (Chinese alligator), 3094 nucleotides. RefSeq names its product ATP binding cassette subfamily D member 4 (gene ABCD4). The transcript has 14 exons. Gene Ontology annotation, molecular function: ABC-type transporter activity; long-chain fatty acid transmembrane transporter activity; ATP binding. Gene Ontology annotation, cellular component: peroxisomal membrane. Bases 1240 to 2439 code for a protein of 399 amino acids. The record is from RefSeq and is a predicted model, not a curated record. Gene Ontology annotation, biological process: long-chain fatty acid import into peroxisome; very long-chain fatty acid catabolic process; peroxisome organization. Lineage: Eukaryota; Metazoa; Chordata; Crocodylia; Alligatoridae.